UGACUACGAGUCUCAUUUUUCUGGAAAAUACUGGCUUAAGUUUAUAAAUCGUAUUUUCCAAAUCACGUAUUUCGAUACAAACAUAUUCAAUAUUCAUUAUUUAUAAUCAUUGUGACCGACUUAAUCUACCAUGUCGAUAACACAUAACGUAGGUAAUAACUAUCCCGACUGCUUUUUCUUUUGAUUGAAGAUCAGAGUGAGAGUUUACACGAUGCCAUCUCAUCCUCAAGACUUGCAAAUGCCCAUAAUUUUGCAGAUUGACUAGAUGAUGGGAGUGCAUGGAUUUCACACGCAAAACCUUGGAAGCACGUUCAAAGGACUUUGUAAGAAGCUUCACGUUUCUUGAAAAAGCCCUCCACAGAGCAAUGGUGAAUCUCGACUCACAGAUGUCAAUUUCUCUCUGAGUUCUAUAAAUAGCCAAGGCAAAAAUGUGCUUGAAGAUGUUGGAAAGAGGGAGAAUAUGACAAGAACUCCCUCCUCCUCCCAUUGCAGCUUGCCUCAGUUUGGACAUCUUUUCACAUACCACAAGAAAGACUAUCUAAACUUAAACAUUUCCAAUGUCAUCCAUUGAAACCAAAAGCCACUCAAACCUCUAAUUUUUGAGAUGACACCGUCUAUAAGACAUCAUAAACAAUCUCUUCACCUCUUAAUCUUUCUCCUUCUAUUCUCUAUCUUGAGAAAACAAGGAAAAAAAACCAAGAGGACAACAAAAAUCUUCACAUGCAACUUCCCUAAUACAAAAGAACCAAAAAAAAAACAGAUAAAGGAAAGGCAAAAUGAAAGCAACCAAGGUAGUUGCGGCAACAGUCUCCGUCCUGCUCGUCGUGGGCGUAUGCAUCGGCGUGAUAGUCAGCAUGAAAGGUAAAGGCGGGUCGGAAAAUGGGGACCAGAUUUCGUCGAGUUCCAAGUCCGUGGCCGCCAUUUGCGCGCCGACGGAUUAUAAGCAAGCCUGCGUCGAUAGCCUCAGUGCGGUGGCGAAGAACGAAAGUGCCUCGCCGAAGGAGCUGAUUCAGGCCGCCAUCCAAUCCACUCUCGAGGAGGUUAAGGCAGCACUUAAUAAGUCAGGAUCGAUCGGGAGCUCAGCCACGGGCUCCUCCCAGAAGAUGGCUUUCGAGGAUUGCCAGGACUUGCUGCAAUUCGCUGUCGAUGAGCUCCAAUCCUCGUUCUCCAUGGUGGGAGACGGUGACUUGCACACCGUGAAUGAUAGGGUCUCGGAGCUUCAGAACUGGUUGAGCGCCGUGAUUUCGUAUCAGCAGACGUGUUUGGAUGGCGUCACGCAACCGGACUUGCAGAAGCAGAUGUCCAAUGGAAUGCUAAAUGCCACACAGCUAACAAGCAAUGCCUUGGCAAUUGUUUCGGCGAUUUCCGGGAUCUUGACCACCUUCAACAUUCCUUUAAAUAACAGUGCAAGCUCACGCCGACUUCUCGAGGAGCCCGAUGCCGAGGACGCCAACGGGCACCCAUCCUGGUGGUCUCGUGAAGAUCGGAAGCUAAUGGCGAGCCAAGCAAAGGGCCAAGUGAAACCCAAUGCGGUAGUGGCAAAGGACGGAAGCGGACAAUAUAGUACUAUCGCUGCUGCACUCGCUGCAUGUCCAAAGAACAACAAAGGCAGAUAUGUCAUAUAUGUGAAGGCCGGGAUAUACAACGAGUAUCUCACGGUUACUAAGGAUCAGGUCAAUAUUUUCAUGUAUGGAGACGGGCCGAGGAAGACGAUGAUCACCGGAAAGAAAUGCAAUCGCGAUGGUGUAUCCACCUUCAGAACUGCUUCUUUCUCGGUAAUUGGAAACGGGUUCAUAGGUAAGUCGAUGGGGUUCCAGAACACGGCUGGCCCUGAGGGCCACCAGGCCGUGGCGCUCCGAGUCCAAUCCGACAUGGCUGCGUUCUUCAACUGCAGAAUGGACGGGUACCAAGAUACCUUAUAUGUGCAAGCGCACCGCCAGUUCUACCGGAAUUGCGUCAUAUCCGGCACCGUGGACUUCAUAUUUGGAGACGCAGCAGCACUGAUCCAAAACAGCCUGAUCGUCGUGAGGAAGCCCAUGGACAACCAACAGAACACAGUGACGGCCCAGGGAAGGACAGACAAGCACGAGACCACCGGCCUCGUGAUCCAGAACUGCCGCAUCGUGCCCGAACAGAAGCUCUACCCUGCGAGGUUACAGAUUCGGUCUUACUUGGGAAGGCCCUGGAAGCAGUACUCGCGGACAGUCAUCAUGGAGUCGACCAUAGGGGACCUGAUCCAACCGGCAGGGUACAUGCCCUGGAGCGGGAACUUUGCACUCGACACCCUGUACUAUGCCGAGUACGCAAACCGGGGCCCUGGCGCAGCGACCAACAAGAGAGUGAAAUGGAAGGGCUUCCGCGUGAUAACGAACCGGAACGAGGCUUUGCAGUUCACGGCCGGACCAUUCAUACAAGGGAGCCAGUGGCUCAAGCCCACCGGCAUGCCUUAUCUGCUUGGAUUCAAAGGAAACUGAAGGCUAUUUGUUAAGGCAAGCGAUGCAGCAGAGGCAAUUGCACAAGAGAUAGAUUUAGUAAUUGGGAUAGACUCGAUUCUAUACAAAACCAUCGGGACGAGAGGCUGGUUUCGAUUGCCACCCCACAGUAGCCCAGAUUUUGUACAGCUCUUAAGUUAUAAUCCUAGUUCCACUCUGUUUUGUGUCCCUUUU
Syzygium oleosum is the source of this 2666-nucleotide messenger RNA. Its product is annotated as pectinesterase-like. Gene Ontology annotation, biological process: cell wall modification. The record is from RefSeq and is a predicted model, not a curated record. The transcript has 2 exons. Gene Ontology annotation, molecular function: pectinesterase activity; pectinesterase inhibitor activity. NCBI's taxonomy places the organism in Eukaryota, Viridiplantae, Streptophyta, Magnoliopsida, Myrtales, Myrtaceae. Bases 777 to 2474 code for a protein of 565 amino acids.